Messenger RNA from Funneliformis geosporum, 525 nucleotides. Lineage: Eukaryota; Fungi; Glomeromycota; Glomeromycetes; Glomerales; Glomeraceae. The record is from the annotation of a GenBank genome assembly.
AUGAAUUCAACGACGAAUACUGAGGAGCAAUAUUAUGACGAUUUAUACUUCGAUUCAGAUUCAGCAGACGAAGAGACGGAGAAUUCAAUUAAAGAAUCAAAAAAAAUUUUAAAACAUGAACAAAGAAAAAAAUUGACGAAUGAUGAACUUUUUUAUGAUGAGAAAUUAGAUGAUGACGAUGAACUUUGGAUGGAAAAGAAAUUGUCUCAGCAUGCAUCAGAUGCUAUCUUGUCCUGUCCCCUAUGCUUUACUCCAUUGAGUUAUCACACACAAAAACACGAACUUUAUUCAAAUCAAUAUCGAGCAAUUUUUGUGGAAAAUUGUAAAAUCAUUAAAACAGAGAAACUGUUGUAUGAUGAAAGUAAACGAAAAACUAAAAAGCGUCAAAAUGGAGAUAAUUCAUCGAAUGGAUCCAACGCUAAGCAAGAAUCUUAUUAUCCCGUCGAAUGUAAAACUUGUGGUACCAAAGUUGCUGUUAUCGAUGAAGACGAAGUUUUUCAUUUUUUUAAUGCUAUUCCUUCAUAA